Messenger RNA from Rotaria sp. Silwood1, 210 nucleotides. Lineage: Eukaryota; Metazoa; Rotifera; Eurotatoria; Philodinida; Philodinidae. The record is from the annotation of a GenBank genome assembly.
AUGUUUAGUAGUUCAUGUGAUACAAUGGUAGCGAUGAGUGAUGUAACUGAUGAUGGUUCAAUUAUAUUUGGUAAAAAUAGUGAUCGUCAAGUAAAUGAACCAUUAGCGAUACGUUAUGUACCUGCUGCUACUCAUUUACCUAAUUCAAAAUUACGAACAACUUAUAUUGAAAUUGAUCAAGUUGAAAAAACUCAUUCAUUUGGCAUGUGA